Messenger RNA from Penicillium alfredii, 684 nucleotides. RefSeq names its product GIG1 family protein. Gene Ontology annotation, biological process: N-acetylglucosamine metabolic process. The transcript has 2 exons. Lineage: Eukaryota; Fungi; Ascomycota; Eurotiomycetes; Eurotiales; Aspergillaceae. Bases 1 to 684 code for a protein of 227 amino acids. Gene Ontology annotation, cellular component: cytoplasm. The record is from RefSeq and is a predicted model, not a curated record.
AUGGGCGACUGUACCGAGGUAAAUGUCUCUACGGCGCCCGCCUUCAACCUCACCGCGCUGGACCAGCAGUUGCUGGUCAUGACCGACGAGGAAUACGUUGCACACGACUGGGAAGAACUGCGGGACAUCAUCGACUUUCCCCUCACGUCUUCUCUCUCAGCACGCAACGAUCUCGGCGCGCUCAAGCGGAAACCCUCCGAUCUGCGCCGAUACCUGGCCUGGUCCAGUGACACCAAGGCCAAGUAUGGGUCCAUCAUGAACUACAUCUGCCAGCGGCGUCUGCAAUGGCAGAUGCCCGACACCGUGGGCCCACUCGCACCCUUCAAAAACCCGUGUCCAUUUGCCGAUCCCGAGGACUACCGCAUCCUCCGCAAUGACUGGCCCUACGGUCUCAGUCCCGGCAUUUCACAUCUGGUCGUUUGGCUACGCACUCCGAUCCCCGUCCAGUCCGGCGAGGGUCAUUUAACCGAUGAGUCGCGUGCGCUGGUCGAGAACUUUGUGCAACAGACUUUCGUGGCUCGCUUGGCUCGCGAUGUCCAAGGCCGAUUCCCAGACGCCAAGUCCCAUGUACUGUGGUUUAAGAACUGGGUCGGCCUGCAAAGUGUGCGAGCCUUGGAACAUGUCCAUGUGCUGGUGCGCGAUGUGCCGGAAGACAUCCUGUUGGAGUGGUCGGGCGAGAAGUGA